Molecule: messenger RNA, 2115 nt
Organism: Brachypodium distachyon (stiff brome)
Lineage: Eukaryota; Viridiplantae; Streptophyta; Magnoliopsida; Poales; Poaceae
Product: squalene monooxygenase
Exons: 8
Coding region: 242-1831 (529 amino acids)
Biological process (GO): sterol biosynthetic process
Cellular component (GO): endoplasmic reticulum; membrane
Molecular function (GO): flavin adenine dinucleotide binding; squalene monooxygenase activity
Source: RefSeq, a predicted model, not a curated record
AAAAAUCCAGCGAAGCCAGAGACAGCCAGCUACGCGGACAGGGCGGAGAGAGCGAUCUUCCCCCCUCCUCCCGCAUAAAAACUGGAAGAAUCUUUCUCGAGCCGGCUCGCCUCGCACUCUCUCUCCCUCCCCCCCGCUCUCCCGCACGCAUCAGCCUCAAGAAAACCCAGACGCAAACCAAACAGACGCGCCGAGCCGCGCCGCGUCGAGAAAUCCCGAGGAAAGCCGUCCCCAUUGCCGCAUGGCUGCGGCCGCUGGCUUCGGGCCGCUCGUGGGCGCCGCGGCGGCUACGCUCCUCGCGGCAGUCUUCCUCGCCGCCGUGCUAGGGCGGCGGCGGCGCCGCCGGGCUCCGGUCGAAGGGAGCACCGCGCCGGGGGGUGGCUGCGCGGUCGCUGACGGAGAAGGGCACGCCGCCGAGGAUGGCACGACGGACGUCAUCAUCGUUGGCGCCGGAGUGGCCGGAUCUGCGCUCGCCUACACGCUCGGAAAGGAUGGUCGGCGAGUCCAUGUUAUAGAGAGGGACCUGACAGAGCCAGAUAGAAUUGUGGGUGAACUGUUACAACCUGGAGGUUACUUGAGAUUGAUGGAAUUGGGCCUGCAGGACUGUGUUGACGAAAUUGAUGCACAACGUGUCCUUGGUUAUGCAUUAUUCAAAGAUGGGAAGAACACGAAGCUUUCUUACCCCUUGGAGAAGUUCCAUUCAGAUGUUGCUGGUAGGAGCUUUCACAAUGGACGGUUUAUACAGAGGAUGCGUCAAAAAGCAGCGUCUUUGCCUAAUGUGCAGUUGGAGCAAGGAACAGUUACAUCUUUGAUUGAAGAAAAUGGUACAGUCAAGGGUGUACAAUACAAGAUUAAGUCAGGUGAAGAACAAAAAGCUUACGCACCAUUGACAAUUGUGUGUGAUGGCUGCUUUUCAAAUCUACGGCGUGCCCUUUGCUCUCCAAAGGUUGAGGUGCCAUCUUGUUUUGUUGGGCUAGUCUUGGAGAAUUGUCAACUUCCUCAUGCGAAUCACGGCCAUGUUAUCUUGGCCAAUCCUUCACCCAUCCUAUUUUACCCAAUUAGCAGCACCGAGGUUCGCUGUUUGGUUGAUGUUCCUGGUCAAAAGGUGCCUUCCAUAGCAAGUGGUGACAUGGCAAAUUAUCUGAAGACCGUGGUAGCACCUCAGAUUCCUCCAGAAAUCUAUGAUUCUUUUGUAGCAGCCAUUGAUAAGGGAAGCAUAAGAACAAUGCCAAAUAGGAGCAUGCCAGCUGCACCACAUCCAACACCUGGUGCACUUUUGAUGGGGGAUGCUUUCAAUAUGCGACACCCUUUAACUGGUGGAGGAAUGACUGUUGCAUUAUCUGACAUAGUCGUCCUCCGUAAUCUUCUCAAGCCUCUUCGUAAUCUGCAUGAUGCCUCUUCUUUGUGCAAAUACCUUGAAUCCUUCUAUACAUUGCGGAAGCCGGUUGCCUCUACGAUAAACACAUUGGCGGGUGCUCUAUACAAGGUCUUCAGUUCCUCACCCGACAAAGCUAGGGAUGAAAUGCGUCAAGCUUGCUUUGAUUACUUGAGCCUUGGAGGUGUCUGUUCGAAUGGGCCUAUUGCUCUACUCUCUGGUCUUAAUCCUCGGCCAUUGAGUUUGGUUGCACACUUCUUUGCUGUUGCUAUCUAUGGUGUUGGACGACUGAUGCUCCCCGUUCCUUCACCUAAAAGAAUGUGGAUCGGAGCGAGGUUGAUUUCGGGCGCAUGUGGCAUCAUCUUCCCUAUCAUCAAAGCUGAAGGCGUGAGGCAAAUGUUCUUCCCUGCUACUGUCCCUGCAUAUUACCGGGCUCCUCCUGAAGCGGAGUUCUGAACAAUGACGAUGCUGCUGAUCUGGCACGAUGACAAUUUUCCUGUGUUGUAGUCAUUCGUCAGUGUUCGCCCCUGGUUUGUACUGUCCGGACGGAACGGAGCAAGGAACCUGUAUAGUAUCUCCCGUGGCCGUGGGUGCUGAUCCCGAAUGGUAAAUUGUACCUGAACUGCUGCAUCGGUAUCCAUGUCAGUUUUUGUUGACUACUAAGCUGUAUAUCCUUGUUGAACUGAUGAGCCGAUCUAACUAGAGUUGUUUCUUGUCUAUCAAAUCUGAGCUUGUGCUGC